CAAACCAGCAGCAACGCCGAAUUUGCAUAGCGUCUAGAACCUGAAAAGGGUCGGCAAUCUCUUUACGUUCUGAUACCAAUUUUCCUCUCUAUAGACAUAUACAUACCCCCCAAAUCAGGAGAUACACCAAGCAUGCGUUUGGUCAAGAACAAAAUCGAGCUCAAUGGCUCCGGUACGGUGACGCUGUGCCCCGAAGAGCCAGAGGACAUGUGGCAUGCUUACAACCUCAUUCGACCGGGCGACCUCCUCCGCGCCAGCGCCAUCCGCCGUGUCACCACCACCCAAGAUACCGGUUCAACAAGCUCGGCGCGAGUACACCUGACCCUCGAGAUUCGAGUAAAAAGCCUCGACUUCGACCCGCAGAGCUCGCAGCUUCACGUAAGCGGACAGAUAGUAAAUGAGACGGCACAUACCAAGGUCGGACAGCACCACACCCUCGACCUCGAGCUGAACCGCAAUUUCACACUUGAGAAGGAGAUUGGAUCUGACGGGGAAGGGGUGGGAUGGGACAGCAUCGCUGUUCAGAUGCUCAAGGACGCGGUGGAUGAGAGUGGCAAUCGUCGGGCCGAGGCUGUGGCCGUUGUGAUGCAAGAGGGACUGGCUCAUAUCUGCUUCAUCGGGCAGUUUCAGACAAUCCUCAAACAGAAGGUUGAGAUGUCUGUGCCUCGCAAGCGACAAGGUGGCGGGGAUCACGACAAGGGCAUGAACAAAUUCUUCCAAGUUACGCUCGACACCCUCGUCCGGCAGAUGGAAUUCAACACUAGUGCCACCUCGCUCUCCACCAACAACGAGACCGUGCGACCCGUCCUCCUUGCUUCGCCGGGCUUCGUGGCGGCCGGGUUUCAGAAAUAUAUCCAGUCGGUGGCUAAUACCAGCAUGCCGGCGCUCAAACGCCUCCUCCCGAGCAUCGUGGUCGUACACUCGGCCUCGGGAUACCUCCACUCCCUGGCGGAGGUACUGCAGUCACCCGCCGUGAAAACGAUCCUGGCGGACACCAAGUACGCACGCGAGACGAGACUCAUGGACGACUUCCUAGAUCAGCUGCGCAAGGAGACCAAUAAGGCGACCUACGGCCCGCGCGAGGUCGAGUCGGCCGUCGAUCAGGGUGCCGUGGGCCGCGGCGGUGGCGUGCUGAUCAUCUCCAACCGGCUGUUUCGAUCGCAGGACGUGGCCGAGCGCAAACGCUGGGUGUCGCUGGUGGACCGCGUGCGGGAUGUUGAGGGGGGCGAGGUGCGCGUGUUGAGCUCGGAUCAUGAGAGCGGCCGGAGACUGGAUGGGCUGGGGGGUGUCGCGGCGUUGUUGACGUUUCCGAUCGUCGAUGAUGCGGGUGAUGAAGACGAUGACGACGAUAGCCAAUGA
This is a messenger RNA of Aspergillus saccharolyticus JOP 1030-1, 1359 nucleotides long. Its product is annotated as putative translation factor pelota. The transcript has 3 exons. The record is from RefSeq and is a predicted model, not a curated record. Gene Ontology annotation, biological process: ribosome disassembly; nuclear-transcribed mRNA catabolic process, no-go decay; nuclear-transcribed mRNA catabolic process, non-stop decay. NCBI's taxonomy places the organism in Eukaryota, Fungi, Ascomycota, Eurotiomycetes, Eurotiales, Aspergillaceae. Gene Ontology annotation, cellular component: cytoplasm. Bases 133 to 1359 code for a protein of 408 amino acids.